GCUCGGUUGAGCAGUAGAGUGCGGUUGGAGUGUGAGAGUGGGUCGCGGCCGCGAUGAUCUGACAGAUGAAAUAACGAAAAAAGAGAGAGAAGGCGGGCGUCCUCCCACACAAAAUAAUGUUUCCCAAAGGCAAAGGCACCCCGGUGCCGUCCGACGGCCAAGCACGAGAAAAGUUGGCUCUUUACGUCUAUGAGUAUUUGUUGCACAUAGGAGCACAGAAGUCUGCACAGACCUUUUUGUCAGAGAUCCGAUGGGAGAAAAACAUAACUCUUGGAGAACCCCCUGGAUUCCUGCACUCCUGGUGGUGUGUAUUCUGGGACUUGUAUUGUGCAGCACCAGAGAGGAGAGAGACAUGUGACCAUUCCAGUGAAGCAAAAGCCUUCCACGAUUACAGUGCAGCGGCAGCCCCCAGUCCUGUGAUGGGUGGCAUGCCCCCUGGUGACGGCAUGCCUGGAGGACCCAUGCCGCCAGGCUUUUUCCAGGGUCCUCCUGGUCCCCAGGGCUCUCCUCACCCUCAGCCUCCUCCCCCUAACAGUAUGAUGGGACCUCACAGUCAGUCUUUCAUGUCUCCUCGAUUUGCUGGAGGCCCAAGAGGCCCCCCCAUCAGGAUGGGCAACCAGCCACCAGGUGGAGGACCAGGUCCUCAUCCCAUGCUGCCUAAUAUGGACCCCACACGACCACAAGGCCAUCCUAACUUGGGGCCCAUGCAGAGACUGAGCGGUCCUCGAGGGAUGGGACCCAUGGGUCCCGGCCCGCAGAACUUUGGUGGUGGAAUGAGGCCUCCACACAACACCAUGGGUCCCGGCAUGCCAGGAGUGAAUAUGGGUCCAGGUACUGGACGGCCAUGGCCCAAUCCGAAUAAUGCCAAUUCUAUGCCUUACUCCUCACCCUCUCCUGGAGCAUAUGGGGGGGCAUCUGGCGGCGGGGGGCCACCAGGAACUCCCAUCAUGCCCAGCCCAGCAGACUCAAACAACUCUGGUGACAACUUGUACACCAUGAUCAAUACCGGACCUGGCAACCGAAAUAACUUCCCUAUGGGCCCUGGAUCUGACGGCCCCUUGGGAGCCAUGGCUGGGAUGGAACCACACCACAUGAACGGAUCACUUGGCUCUGGUGAUAUGGAUGGAAUGAGCAAGAAUUCUCCAAACAAUUUAAGUGGCAUUAGUAAUCCUCCUGGGACCCCAAGGGAUGACGGAGAGCUGAGUGGAAACUUCCUCCACUCCUUUCAGAGUGAGAAUUACUCUCCAACCAUGACGAUGAGUGUGUGACUCGCCCCCACCCGACAUUAUUUGCCAUCAUUCCAAGGAUCUGAACUCACUCUAGGACAUGGCCAAACAGAUCAGCACAGAAUCAGGGAGGAGCGUCAUUUUGGUUCCACAUAACGCUAGAAUGCUCAUCAUUAAAAAAACAAACAAAUGAAAAAUCCAAAUGGACAGCUACUGCAGCUCCUUUACUCAAAAUGGACAAUUUUUCCAUCAUCACAAUCCCAAAUAUGACAAAAAACAGCUACUGAAAUGCAUACAUGACACGUAAUCUGUUCUGUGCAGAGCCUCUCCCCUCCUCUAGAGCGAAAGAGUUAAAACAAAACAAAAAAAAAAAACAAACAAAAUGGUUGAAGUUUACCUCUUGUACUUUUUAAUUAUUGCUUUGUGGUGCAAGAUGUGCAGGAAAGUGUCUCGGCUUUUGUCACUUAAAACACUGGAGAGUGUGCA
Molecule: messenger RNA, 1712 nt
Organism: Thalassophryne amazonica
Lineage: Eukaryota; Metazoa; Chordata; Actinopteri; Batrachoidiformes; Batrachoididae
Gene: ssbp3b
Product: single stranded DNA binding protein 3b
Exons: 18
Coding region: 117-1268 (383 amino acids)
Biological process (GO): positive regulation of transcription by RNA polymerase II
Cellular component (GO): nucleus
Molecular function (GO): protein binding; single-stranded DNA binding
Source: RefSeq, a predicted model, not a curated record